AUGAGCCCAUCGGUGAAUGGGGGGACAUCGACGGCCGGGGCUGGCGGCAGCACGGCACAGCAGUGGCCGCCUCGCCGGCCGUCAAAGCGAAGUAAGCUGCGCAACUCGACCUUUAUCAUCCCGUCGACGGGCGAGCGUUCGCGGCGCCAGUUCACUCUUCGCAAUGGCAGCCCCUCUGUGCUCAACGGCUACAGGACACGACGGAGAGACUACGACGAGAACGACGACGGCGACGAAAACGAAGACGACCCAUCCUCCUUCUUCACGGCGUCAGGAUUCAGCAUGCGCAUGGAGGCGAUCGGCCGGGCCUCCUCGGACGGGCUGGGGCGAUUUCGGGCGUGGAUGGAGUCGCCUAAUGGGCGGGGAGUGAUCAAGUGCACGGUGGCAUACACGAUUGCGAGUCUCUGGACGUUUUGGGCGCCGCUGUCAGAUCUGCUGGGCAAACCGGACGGCAAGCACCUGGUGGCGACAAUCACGGUGUAUUUCCACCCAGCCCGCAGCGCCGGGUCGAUGAUCGAGGCCGGGGCGAUCAGCGUGGUGGCGGUUGCAUACGCGGAGAUCAUCUCGGUGCUGUCGAUGGCGGCAUCGGUACUGUUCGGGUCGGUGUUGGGAUGGGUGACGUUUGCGUACGCGGUGGUGCUGGUGUUCUUCAUCGGGUUUGCCUUUGGAUUCAUCGGCUGGGUCAAACAGCGGCUGAACAACCCAUCGGUCAACGUGGGCUGCACGCUGGCGUCGCUGGCGAUCAUCACUGUGGUGACAAAGGAGAAUGCGACGUACAGCAGCGUGUUCUCGAACACGAAGAUCGUGCAGGUGCUCAAGAUCCUCGUCUUUGGCAUCUGCACGACGUCGUCGGUCAGCCUGCUUCUGUGGCGCGUGUCAGCACGGGCACUGCUGCGCGAGUCGCUCACGCGGGCGUCCACAUCGCUGGGCGACAUGCUGGCGAUGAUCACACACGGCUUCCUCAGCGGGGCCGAGGACGAGCUGACGAUGUCGGCCGAGUACGGGGCGGUGAGCGCCAGCUGGACGGCGGCCCACGCGCAGAUGACCAAGAACCUGAGGGAGGCCAAGUAUGAGCACUACGCGGUCGGCCACGCGAGCCUGUACCAGCUGGAGAAGUCGGUGUACAAGUCGAUGGAGACGCUGGCGCAGUCGAUCGGCGGGCUGCGCAGCGCUGCCAACACGCAGUUUGAGCUGCUGCGCGAGGCCAUGGCGGCUGCAGACGCAGAGAUGGACGGGUUUAUGCCAUCUUCGCCAGCUGCCAGCCGGCCAGGUCUCCUGCGGACAAGUUCGAACUUUCAGCGUGGCAGUGGUGCGGCAGCGCCGCUGGCAGCCAUUGACGAGGCGUCGGACGAGAGCACAGACGAGAGCAGCAUGCGUGGUGGCCGGCGGGCGACAGGAGAGGAUGGCGAGGACGAGGAUGAGAACGAUAUUGGUAACACCAAGAACACCAUCAUCUACAAUCUUGACAAUAUCAACACCAUUGUCGGAUCGCCCGGGUCCAUCGGCGCAACAACGACGACAGCAGGCGAUAGCAACGGUUCACGACGCGGCAGCACGGCGACGCUGCGGACGUCGACAGAGAUAUUUGAGCUGUUCAUCGGGAUGCUGGGCCCGUCGAUGAAGUCGCUGGCGUUCACGUUGGCGGGAGUGCUGCGCGACCCGCCGUUCGGCUCAUCGCCCGACUUUGCCAUCACGGUCAACGGGCACUACCGGCAGAGCCUGGCGGACGCGCUGGUGCUGUACAACGGGUCGCGGGCGGCAGCGCUGCAGGAGCUCUACAAGACGAUUGAGUUUGGGCGGCCGCGGUCCGAGAAGAUCAAGGCCGACUUUGAGGAGGUGGCAGCGGCCUGCGGCCACUUCAGCUUCAGCCUGCAAGCCUUUGGCGAGGAGAUGACCAAGUACCUCGACGUGCUGGACGACCUGCGUAUCGUCAGCACCCACGACCGUCGGAGCUGGCGCUGGCUGCUCUUCUGGAAGGCACCGCAGCUGCGCUUCCCGUCCGUGUUGCCGUUUGAGAGCCCGGCCGAGCCGGCCUUUGACGAGGCCGUGGCCUCGGCGACGGCAGCGGGCACGGCCAGCAUGCCGAAUCCGGUGGGCACCCCAGCAGUGCGGCCCAUUCGCAAGUCUCAGAUGCCGCGCGGCAUCCCCGACACCAUGGUGCAACGACGGGACACGUUCAGCUGGCAGGCGGCACCACAGGCCAACACGCUCGUGCGUAGUUUUGCACAGGAGCUGCUGAGACUCCUUCGUGUGCUGAUGCGAGAUGACAUACGGUUUGGAAUCAAGGUGGGCAUCGGAGCAAUGCUGUGGGCCUGCAUGGCCUUUACUCCAGAGACACGCAAGGUGUACAUGCACUGGCGAGGCGAAUGGGGACUGCUGUCGUUCAUGAUUGUGUGCUCCAACACGGUCGGGGCUUCCAACACGACAGCCAUUGCGCGGUUUCUGGCGACGCUGUCGGGGGCAGCAGUGGCGGUGCUGAACUGGAACAUCAGCCAGGGCCACGCGGUGCCGCUGCUGCUUCUCGGCUGGCUGGUGGCUUUUUACAGCUUCUACGUGAUGAUCGACCGGGGCAAGACGCCGGUGGGCCGGACGACGCUGCUGGCAUACAACGUGAUCACACUGUACGCGUACCUGCUGUCGCAGCGCGUGGACGACGACGAUGACGACGAGGGCGGUGUGCAUCCGUUCAUCAUGGAGAUUGCCAAGCAUCGGUUCCUUGCCGUGACGGCCGGCAUCCUGUGGGGGCUGAUUGUGUGCCGGGUCGUGUGGCCGAAUUCGGCGCGGCACCGUUUCCAGGAGGGCGUGUCGGUGCUGUACCUGCAGAUGGGUCUCAUCUGGAAGCGUGGACCGCUGGCGAUGCUCCUACGAGCCGACGGUGGAGGAGACAGUCCGGAUGGCAGAAACGGCAGCGGCAUCGCUCACCCGUCGUAUCUGCGGUCGGGCGAACAGGCGGCGCUGCAGCGGUACGCAGCCCGGCUGGAAACGCUGCGCCAGAGCGCCGGAUCCGAGUUCGAGCUGCGCGGGCCCUUUCCCUUCACGGCGUGCGGCCGCGUCAUGGCGGCGACAAAUCGCAUCCUCGACGGCUUUUACGCCAUGAGCUUGCUGACUCAGCGACGAGCCGCCCGCCUAACUGACGGCGAGCGCGCCCUGCUGCUCUACACGGCACCCGAGCGCGCCAUGCUAUGUGACCGCAUCUGCCACGUCUUCCAGGUUCUGGCCAGCUCUUUCAUGCUCGAGUAUCCGCUGGCUGACGCGUUGCCGAGUGUCACUAUUGUGCGUGACCGGCUGUUGGCCAAGAUCUUCCACUUUCGCAAGGAACAGGCGGCCGCAACGGCCGGGACAGCGGGCACGGCCGGGACAACGUCGACCUUCACCAUGGACCAGCUCAUCAGCUUUCCUCCCGCAUCGCCGUCGUCGCUGCUGGCCUCGCCGUUUUCGGACCUGCCGCCACCACCCGGUCCGUCGAUUCGCGUCGCGGCCGAGGAACAGGACUACGCGCUGCUCUAUGCGUACGCCCUCAUCACCGGCCAGGUCGCCGAAGAGCUCAGGACGAUUGCCAAGGAGUUUGAGGGCCUCUUUGGCGUGCUAGACGAAGACGCGAUGUUGCUGCAGUAG
This is a messenger RNA of Grosmannia clavigera kw1407, 3615 nucleotides long. RefSeq names its product 60S ribosomal protein l19. The record is from RefSeq and is a predicted model, not a curated record. Lineage: Eukaryota; Fungi; Ascomycota; Sordariomycetes; Ophiostomatales; Ophiostomataceae. The transcript is spliced from 3 exons. Bases 1 to 3615 code for a protein of 1204 amino acids.